This is a messenger RNA of Rhodotorula toruloides NP11, 6519 nucleotides long. RefSeq names its product nuclear pore complex protein Nup214. The transcript is spliced from 8 exons. NCBI's taxonomy places the organism in Eukaryota, Fungi, Basidiomycota, Microbotryomycetes, Sporidiobolales, Sporidiobolaceae. Bases 1 to 6519 code for a protein of 2172 amino acids. The record is from RefSeq and is a predicted model, not a curated record. Gene Ontology annotation, molecular function: protein binding.
AUGGAGGCACCAGAAGAGGACGCAGAGUUCCUCUCGCUCUCUGCGCCCGUGCAGGGAGUCACUCUACGACUCUCUCAGCCGUUCGACUUUGACAAUGCGGCGGGAGGGAAGGCAGAACCAGGCAACUUGUUUGCUGUGAGCAACGAGUUCGGGUGGAUUGUGGCUGCCAGAAGCGAAGGCGGCUUCGCCCUCUUCUCCCUCCCCACCAUCCGUUCCACCCUCGCCAGUGCUUCCCCUCACUCGACACCCAAUGUCCCGCCCACACUCUCAGUCUCGACGACAGCACCAGUCGACUUCUUACGAUUCGCGAUGGGCGAGAAAAUCGUUGUCGCGGGCUUGCGGGACGGGAGCGUGGCGAUUUGGCGGUUGAAGAGUCUGGUCGAGGGCAACACCGCGCCUCUGCGAACGAUCCCAGCCGUCGCGCCCUCGCCCUUACUCGAUGUCUGUCCCAAUCCCGCCCCCGACUCGCCCCUUCUCGCGAUCAUCUCGCCUGCCGCUCCUAUGACCGUCUUCAACAUCGAGUCCAGCUCCAUCCACGCCACCUUCUCGCCAUCAUUCACCGCGACUGCCGGAUGCUGGAGCGUCAAGGGCAAGCAGAUUGCCGUCGGGACUCGCGGUGGAACCGUCUCGCAGCUCACGCCCGAAGGCGAGCAGAAGGCAUCACUUGCCCUUCCUUCGGAUCUCGCGACGCAGGGCGGUGAAUGGGAGGUGCGGUCGAUUGAGUGGCUCGAAAACAACGUCUUCCUCGUUACGUACGGCCGGCCUCGCACAGCUGGUGAGGAGCCGCAGCACGAGGACGAAGUGUUUGUCUUAACGAAGGGAGCCGGUGGAGCAGUCGAGUAUGCGAGGUUCACGGACCCUGCGCCGCCUUUCGGAAUGAUGGGACGACAAGGGCGGCGAUGGGUCGGCAGGUUCAAGAACUGGGAGCCCUUCAAGCACCUGCUCUUCAUGGCCAACGCCCCCUCAGGCGACAUUGGCGUCAUCGGUCAAUCAGCCACCGCCUCUUACCCUCCCGGCUCUUCCUCCGGCUGGGCGACUCUCGCGCUUCCCGAUUCGUCCCGACCUACCCUUCCGCUCGGCGAAGCUGGCGAGGACGCAUGCCCCCUCUCGCUCGACCUCGACCUCUCCAUCCCGGACGGAGGGGGUCAGCGAAAACCGGCUGUUCUCGUCUACACAAGCCAGGGCAUCGUCGCGUACUGGCGCAUUACGAACGAGAAGUGCGAGAGGUACGAUGGCAUGGUGACGAGUCGAGACGUCUUGACGCAGGAGGGCGACGCGCCUUCGACAGCCGUUCCGGCUGCUGCGCCUGCUUCUGCCGCACCGCCAGGCUUCGCCGGCUUUGGUAUUUCUAGUGCAGCGACGUCGACUGCCUCCGCCGCUCCAUCGGCGUUCAGCGCGUUCUCCAGUCCAUCGUCGACUUCAGCGUUCGGCGCCUCUGCAUUUGGCUCGACGCCGGCUUCAACCGCUCCUGCGUUCGGCACGACAGCGACGCCGGCAUUCGGCUCGACCUCCGGCUUUGGCGCCUUCUCGAAGCCCGCUGCAUCCACGCCGACCGCCUCACCGUUCGCAACGGCAACUUCGACAGGCGGCGGGUUCGCCUCUGUUCCGUCUUCGGGAGGCUUCGCCUCCUUCGGUUCGAGCGGAUCGGCAUUCGGUUCCGCUGCUUCGACUACGAAGACGGCUUCGCCAUUCGGCAGCGGUAGCGCGUUCGGAUCAGGCGGGUCCGCCGGCACGCCGGUCUUCGGUUCAGCCUCGACGCCGGCGUCGACGGGAGGAGGUUCGUCAGGCUUCGCUGCCUUUGGUGCGGCGGCAGGCGCAGGAGCGGCAACCAGCGGAUUUGGCGCGUUUGGAGGCAAGCCGUCCGUUUUCGGCGGCGCGGCAGCAACGCCGUCGACUUCUUCGACCAGCGCUUUCGGUUCUGCCGGCACGGCACCCAAGUUUGCUUUCGGAGCAACGCCAAGCACCGCCGCGAAGUCCCCUCUCGCCGCUCGUCAAUCGGCUGACUCGGACAACGAGGAUGAGAUGGCGGACGAGGAAGGCGUCGCUGCUGAAUCAAGGGUCGACGAGCCGCCCGACCUCGAGCCGACUCGUACGGGUCUCGAUUUCGCGCAAAGUGUGCGCGAAGCCGAGAUGAAGCCGUCGACACCGGCUGCAAGGGAGGAAUCGAAGGGUCCCGAGGGUCUCAGCUUUGGCGGCUUCGGGCUCGGAGGGUCGACAACUACACCUGCGGCUGACAAGCCUGCGACCAGCAUCUUCGGUUCGACUGCGGCAACGGCAACCCCUCCAGCUGCGACUGCACUCAAAACGCCUGCAUUCGGCGGUUUUGGUUCUUCCUCAACGACCGCGCCCAUCUUCGGUGGUGGCGGAUUCGGAUUCGGUCAGAAACUCGCUGCAACCCUCGAGGCGCAGAAAGACGAGGCUCCGGCCGUGGCAAAGAAGGAGGAGGACAAGCCGGCAUCUGGCUUCGGGGCGUUCUCGGCGCCAACGGGUGGCUUCGGAGCUUUUGCGCCGCAGAAGGACGGCAACGCUGAGGCUUCGAAAUCAGCCUUCGGGGUCGGCGGGUCUGCAUCGACAGCCGGUGGUUUCGGGGCGUUCGCAGCGAAAAAGGACGCGCUCGAGACGAAGCAGGAGCCGCUAGCUCUACCGACGCCUACGCCACCUGCCGACAAGCCGGCGACAUCAUCCUCAACUACCUCGACGAACGGCUUCUCGUUCGCUCCCGCUGCUAGUUCGACCGGGUCGGCCCAAGGCUCCGGUGCCUUCGCAUCGCCCAAGCCGUUGCAGUCUACCGAGACCGCAGCGGAUCACGAGGCGCCAAAGGCGGAGAAGGGUGAGCGGGCGGUCGCGGAGACGGGGGAAAAGGAGGAGACGAGAGCAGAGCCGACCACGACUCCCGCGAAGUCUGCGUCUGCGUUUGGCGCCGGCGACAUCGCGUCUCCCGCGCCGUCGACACCCGCGAACGAGCGUCCCGCACCAGCGGCGAAGGCGGAGGAUGCGGGCGGAGAGGGCGAGAAGGAAGAGGAGCGAGAGGAUGAGGAGGACGCAGGCGAAGAGGAAGAAGAGGAAGAGGAGGAAGAUCAGGAAGCGGAGGAGGAGGAGACGGAAGAGGAGGAAGAGGUGGCGGAAGAGAAGGCGUCCAUGCUCAAGAGCGAAGAGAAGCCCAAGCCGGCGUUCUCUUUCGCCGCACCAGCCGCCAGCAACGCAGGGACAGCCGGCUUCCCCAAGCCAGCCUCGCCCGGCGGCUUCGGCUCCUUCGCAACCUCCAGCUCGACGACAGGCUUUGGCUUCGGGUCAGCAUCCUCGACACCGAAGACUCCCACGACCGGCUUCUCGUUCGGCGGCACGCCCGCCGCCGCUCCCGCGUCGUCCGCUACCGCUGGCUUCUCUUUCGCGCCCACAAAGCCCGGCUCGCAAGCACACGCCGCACCUACGACGACGGCGAAGCCUUCCGAGCCCAUUACCGUACCAUCGCCAAAGGAGAAGUCGACCACGAAGAGCCUCUUCGGCUUCGCCAGUAGCCCGCCAGACGAGAAGAAGCGGAGUCAACCUGCGGGCAGCCUCCUCGGCCGUCUGGGCGCGAAGGACGAAGAGCCGGAAGAAGCGGAAGAAGAGCCGCAGGAAGAAGGGGGAUCGGAGGAGGGGUCUGACGAAGACGCGAGCGAAUUCGAGGAGGAGCCGUCUGAGAAAGAAGAGGAGGAGCCAGUGUCGAGCGUCCCAGCAGCGCCGUCCUCCUUGCUCUCCCGCCUCAGCCCUGCACCGCCGUCUCCAGCAGCCGAGCCCUCAACUUCCGCAUCCGCACCAGCGGUCAAGGCCCCUGCGUUCAGCUUCCCCUCUCCAGCGACAGCAGCGUCGCCCAGUCCCGCUGGUCCAGCGGGUAAGUCGCCGUUCAGCUUCGCCACGCCGCCUUCAGCAUCGUCGGCCGCGACACCUACGCCUCCCGCCAAGCCACCUUCCUUCCUCAACUUUGCCUCCUCUACACCCAAGACCAGCUCGCCUCUCGCCGCCCCACCCCUAGGCGUACCUGCCUUUUCCUCGUCCGCGCCAAGGGUUCCUUUGCCGCUGUCGCUCGCGCCUUCAGCCCUCAAGGUGGAGGGGAAGUCGUCAGCGGCAGCCGCACAGCCGGCUGCGCCCGCUCCGACCGCAAGUUCUCCUUUCUUGUCUGGUUCAGCGCCCACUUUGCCUGUGCCGACGACAGCGACCGCCGCGAAACCAAUCGCUGCACCAGCUCCGGAUGCCGGCUCCAAGCCAUCUCUCGAAGCGCAAUCGGCACCGCCGGUCAGCACUGCAGCUCCUGCGCCCGUGUUCGACGCCGCUGGCCCUCGACAGAGGACGCCGCUGGCGAGCACCACUGCGCCGAAGCUCGGCACCCAGCUGCUUGCCGCGGAAGGUGCAGCGGCACCGGCCGUCGAGGAGAAGGGAAUGGCCGGCGAGUUCCUCAAGGCUUACUUGAGCGUGCAGAAGGACUUCGAAAUUCUCCGCGAGAAUGCAGCCAUCAUCAAAGACUUUGUCGCCGAUCUCGCGAAGCCGUGCCAGCCGUCGACUGUCCAGUCGAAAAAUGGCCGCGGCCAGUAUGACGACAAGUUUUGGUCGUUCGGCGAUCUCGACCAGCUCAAGCGCCUAACGAAGGACGCGAAGCCGGGCGUCGAGUCGCUACACGCUGCCGCUAUCAGCCAGAAGCGCCGCGUCGCCGAGUUGGAGAGUCAGCUGCUUAAGGCCGAGACGAAACGCGAAGAGGCCGGCCGCUUUAUUCGCGCCCGCGCCGACCCAGCCUUCGCCAAGAUGGUCCGGGUACGCCAGCUCGGCCCGGAGCAGUCGGAGAACCAGCGCAAGAUACGCCUUCAGAUGCAAGCAGCCAUCGCGUCGGCUGAGCAACUUGAGGAGCACAUGCUCAAUCUCAAGAAGCGGCUGACGGACGAGAAACUUGGUCGCCAAUCCUUCAAAGCUCCUUCGCUCGACUCCGUCAGCCGGGCGCUGCGGAACAUCUCGCUCGCCGUGUCGGAGAAGACGCUCGAGUUGGACGACCUCACGCUGCGCCUCGACUCCGUCCGCCUGCAGCCUGCAAGCAACGCAACACCUCGUCGGAAGCUCCUGCAGCGGUCGUCCUCCCUCGCCCUCGACGAGCGUUUGCAGCGUUCUCCGGCUCUUCAACCGUCAAACGUGACCGGAGAUCCGUCGAACGCAGCGGUGACGGCCGAGGCGGCUCUUCAAGCUGAACGGUCGGGUGCCAUCCUCAAACGGGCGCUCCUCGCCGCACGGAAGGACCAGCCGCUCCUCAACCGCAGCGCCUGUGGCUCCAAGACCUCCCGUUUGGCGAAGCCGCCCGCAGACAUCCAGCUCGCUUUUUCGCAAGGACCGAUCACUGGCGAACGGCUUCCGCGACCGAGGCGCUUCGUUCCCCCUCCGCCUUCAACUCCCUCAAUUCCGUCGACUCCUACGACUUCAUCGACGUUUGCAAACAGCAUCGAGCCUAUCACUGCAACGCCGACGCCGCUCCUCGCGACCCCGUCGGCGCCGGCUGCAUCCUCUCGCCCGCCUCUCUCGCCAUUCGCAACCUCAACCCCGAUUUCUUUCGGCGCGUCCGCGGUAACUCCGACAAGCGUCCCAUCGUUCACACCGUCAGCAGCGCCUGCCGCCAAAAAGCCUGCAUUUGGUCUGCCGUCCGUGUCGCUUGCGUCUGCGGUCGUCCCGCCAACAGCGUUUACGCCGGCCUCUUUCCCGUCCGCAAAGCCGACUGUAGCGCCGCCUGUCGACGCACCUGCGCUCGGUUCGGCCGUCGGUACAUCAGGGACUCCUCCUCCGGUCUUCCCGUCUCUGACGCUCAAAGCGGCUCCGCAAAUCUCGUUCGCGGCGCCGAUCUCCGCUCCUUCGCCAUCCUCGACCUCGAACACAUCGCCUGCGGCAAGCUCACGAGGCUCGGCCUCGCGGCAAACGUCGUCGCGCCACCAUACCGGCGCUGUGCAGCUCAAACCUGCGACUGGUCAGCCGGCGCCUGCCGCCUCGACGUUCGACUGGGGCCCACUGCCGUCGAGCCUGACAAAUGGUUUCCCGAGCAGCCCUUCGACGUCGAUGGCAUCGGCCAAACCCGCCGCGCCCUCCGGAUUCUCGUUCGCCACGACUCCAGCCGCUACGCCAAGCAAGCCCGCGGCUCCGACGUUCUCAUUCGCAACAGCUGCGUCGACUUCGACCCCGACCAAGUCCGCGGCUCCGAGCUUCUCUUUCGCAAGCACGACUUCCGCAACCACGCCAGCGAGCAAGCCAGCGUUCGCUUUCGCGACGACAACCCCAGCGGGAACGCCGACGGGCAAGGCACCGUUCUCCUUCGCUGGAUUCGGCUCGACGAAGCCCGCUCCUGCAGCGAAUGUGGCAGCACCCGAUGCGGAAGAAGAGGAAGGAUCGGGCGAGGAGGAAGAAGAGGAGGACUGGGAGGGCGAGGACGGUGAGUUCGGUGACGAGGAUUACGACGAGGACGAGGAGGGACUGGACACGAUCAGCGAGGCGAACGAGGAGGAUGACCAGUAG